AUGGCUGCUAAUGCUGUGGAUCGUUUUGGCCCUAAGUUGGUGGACAAGGCCGACAAAAUCCAGCAACGAGUAAGCACUGGGGACAACUCGCAGCCCGCUGGCGGUUUUGAUUCAACACCUAUUCCGCACGCUCCGCCUGGGUACACUAUCAAGUUCACCUUCCAUCGCGGGGUGGACCUCCCCUUCGCAGAUAUCGGCAGCUUCUCGUCGGAUCCUUUCGUCUUUGCCCGCCUCGACGUUGAUCUGCCUCGCCGUCAUAAGCAGGAUCCUCCAGUGACAUUUCGAACCCCAACGAUACACAAGGACAAGAACCCGGUCUGGAACUGUGAAUGGAUUGUUGCUAAUGUGCCAGCCUCGGGGUUCAAGUUGAAGGCACUUGUGUUUGACGAAGAUCCCGCCGACCACGAUGAUAAGCUGGGGCUGGCGACCAUCGAGGUCCCCUCUCUUUCGGAGAAUUGGUCGAAUAUCAAAGAGCAGCCAUUCAAGGUCAAGCAUCGCUUCGCUAGCAAGCGGGUCUACGUCCUGACCAAUAUCUCCAAGGUCACUGGUCAUCACAAAGAGUCGUUCCUCUACAUGAGCAUUGAAUGUCUGGGGAAGACUCCAGGCAACGAAGGGGGCCAGAUGUAUACUGUGGGCCCCAAUCUCUGGUUCAAGCACUUCUCCCCUCUCAUUGGGCGCCUGGCAGGUGUGAAGGAUGCAGUUCAGAGCGAGGAUGGAAGUGGCAAGGAGAUCAGCCGUUACAAUGUUUCCGUUGAUGCUGACAAAGUGCCCACUACGGCCAGUUUCCAAGCUAUUCAAAUGCAGUUAACUGGACCCGUCCCCUCGGAGAUGUACCACCGCUACGUGGAGUUCAAGCCUUUCGUGGCGGGCAUGUUCCAGGCGCAAAGCUUGCGAGGUCGGAUUCUACACAAGGCGCUCCAUCACCAGCACCAGCGCAUCUACAACUUUGAUCGCUCCACGCUAUGUGGUACUUUCCCGAAGCCCUGCCGGGAAAUGACUCAAAAGUUCCUGGAGUUUGUCCAGCACGGCCAGGGCGGACGGAUCUUCACCUACGUACUCAUGUUGGAUGGACAGUUCCGAUUCACCGAGACUGGCAAGGAAUUCGGAAUUGACCUACUGAGCAAACACACCAUGCACAGUGGUGUGUCGAGCUAUAUCGCGUUCUCAGGCGAGUUCUUUGUCCGCCGUCGGAGACACCGUCGCCGCCAUCGCUCUCGCUCGCAGUCCCCUACAUCGCGUCCCUCAACAUCGCAUACUUCCACCGAGUUCCCCGUCGAAGAGGACGAUGACGAAGAUCAUUCCAAAGAGGUCCAGGAGGUCUCGACCGAACCGGCGGACUAUGAGCUCUUCAUCGACAACGAUAGCGGUACCUAUCGACCGAAUGCGAAGCUCUUGCCGUUGUUGAAGAAGUUUUUCUCUUCAAACUUCCCGGGCCUUCAUGUCACGACCUUGGACUGCAACGGCGAUGCAGAGCGAAUGGGACAGCUCAAGGAAGAGCAGCGCGAGUUUAAGAGAAAGCAGGGCCAGCUCAUCACAUACCUACAGCAGAGCAGUGCCUCGUCCCUGUCCAUCUCCAGCUCGGAGGAAGACGAGCUGAAUGAGCGCAGUGAAAGCGGCAAACAGCGAAGCGACCUAUCCCGCCGAGUUCAUGAGAUGCGCGAUGUCAAGGGCAAGAUGAUGCGAUGGGUGGAACACGAUGGCCACGCCGAUCAGCCUAAGCAUCGCUACAUUGCCGGGCGCGAUCGAGCUGCGUCGCUGGGAGAGGUUAAACAACCUCGCAAGCCUUCGUCCACGGUAGACUCGGCGGUCUAG
This is a messenger RNA of Penicillium daleae, 1812 nucleotides long. RefSeq names its product C2 domain protein. The record is from RefSeq and is a predicted model, not a curated record. The coding region runs from base 1 to 1812 and encodes 603 amino acids. NCBI's taxonomy places the organism in Eukaryota, Fungi, Ascomycota, Eurotiomycetes, Eurotiales, Aspergillaceae. Gene Ontology annotation, biological process: positive regulation of gene expression. The transcript has 2 exons.